This is a messenger RNA of Coprinopsis cinerea okayama7#130, 403 nucleotides long. Its product is annotated as 60S ribosomal protein L36. Gene Ontology annotation, molecular function: structural constituent of ribosome. Lineage: Eukaryota; Fungi; Basidiomycota; Agaricomycetes; Agaricales; Psathyrellaceae. The coding region runs from base 19 to 324 and encodes 101 amino acids. Gene Ontology annotation, cellular component: ribosome; cytosolic large ribosomal subunit. The transcript has 4 exons. The record is from RefSeq and is a predicted model, not a curated record. Gene Ontology annotation, biological process: cytoplasmic translation.
CCCUCAAGACAUCAAGCAAUGGCUCGCACCAACCUUCGAGUAGGCCUCAACAAGGGUCACCCCACCACUCCCAUCCCCAAGACUGUCCGACCUUCGCAACGCAAGGGUAUCCAGUCCACCAAAACCAAGUUUGUGCGAUCUGUCAUCCGGGAGGUUGCUGGAUUCUCCGCCUAUGAGCGACGAGUUUUGGAGUUGUUGAGGAACUCCAAGGACAAGAAGGCCCGCAAAUUGACCAAGAAGAGGCUGGGCACUCUCUUGCGAUCAAAACGCAAGUUGGAAGAGCUCUCGAACGUUAUCCAGGAGAGCAGGAGAGCAGGACACUAAAAUGCCAACUUAUGGUUUUCUCGAUAGCAUUCAUUAUGACAUGUACUAUGCCCGCAAUGCCCAUGCAUUAUACUCUCUA